UGACAACGUUCUAACACGCAAACAAGUUGGAAAAUUUUGACCAAAAAAACAGCAAUUUGAAAGAAGUGUAACGUAGCGUGGCUUUGACAGGAUCUGGCAAGAACCAGAGUCCAAACUCCGGGAAACACUUGCAGGAGAUAAAAAGGAAGAGAAAAAUAUUACGUAACAAAAGAAAAAAAAUUCCAUGGCAGAGACAGCUAGCAACUCCAAAACUAAAACACCAAGAUGGUUUCUCAGUGGAAUGACUGCCCUCGUCACUGGUGGCACACGAGGAAUUGGGCAUGCUAUAGUGGAAGAACUGGCAGGCCUUGGGGCGGCUGUUUACACAUGUUCAAGGAAUGAAGAUGAAUUGAAUAAGUGUUUGAAGGAAUGGGAAGGUAAAGCAUUUUUGGUGAGUGGGUCAGUUUGUGAUGCUUCAAGUAAAGACCAGAGACAGAAACUGAUAGAGAAUGUUGCUUCUCUUUUCAAUGGAAGGCUUAACAUUCUUAUCAACAAUGUGGGGACAAAUAUCAGGAAGCCAACAAUUGAGUACUCUGCUGAAGAAUAUUCAAAACUCAUUACUGUUAACUUUGAAUCUGCAUACCAUCUGUGCCAACUUGCACAUCCUCUUCUAAAGGCUUCUGGAGUAGGAAGCAUUGUGUUCAUUUCCUCUGUUGCGGGUCUAAUGCAUAUAGGUAGUGGAUCCAUUUAUGGACCAACUAAAGCUGCUAUUAAUCAACUUACAAAAAAUCUGGCUUGUGAGUGGGCAAAGGAUAAUAUCCGGACCAACUGUGUUGCUCCCUGGUAUAUCAGAACCUCACUUGUUGAACAUUUGUUUGAUAAAAAAGAUUUCUUGGAAAAAGUAAUUUCUCGAACCCCUCUUGAACGUGUUGGAGAACCAGAAGAAGUCUCAUCAAUUGUAGCAUUCCUUUGCCUUCCCGCUUCUUCUUACAUCACUGGACAGAUUAUUUCUGUUGAUGGAGGAUUUGCAGCUAACGGUUUUAAUCCUGGCAUGAGAUUAGAUUGAACAAAAAAAAAAAAAAAUCCCACCUUCAUAAUCUUAAUCUUCAACGUCCAACGUCCUGAAUUUCCAAUAAUACUUAAUAAUUCUGUGCUUGUAAGCUCCAUUGGUCUUGUACCAUGGUGACUUUUCCCUUGUCAUUGUUCAUUUCAAUGGUGAUUGGCCUGUUAAUUUGUCAUUGAUACUUUUAUUAAUUACAGCUUUAAUACACAAAAAUGGAAGCUUUAUGCUUAAAUUCUUUCA
Molecule: messenger RNA, 1243 nt
Organism: Durio zibethinus
Lineage: Eukaryota; Viridiplantae; Streptophyta; Magnoliopsida; Malvales; Malvaceae
Product: tropinone reductase homolog At5g06060-like
Molecular function (GO): oxidoreductase activity
Source: RefSeq, a predicted model, not a curated record